AAUUGGGGAAAAGUCCUAAGUGAAAGAGGAUCGAAUCCGAGGUCGAGUUGUUGCGCGCGUUGCAUCAAAUACCUCUAUAGCUGCGCGACCCGCUGCGCUCAUGUUUCAUGUCUCUCUAUAUUCCCAUUCCUGAUGCUCUCCCUCUUUUUUCUCGUCUCAUCCUCUCCCUCUAGGACACCAACCGAAACUAGUCCAAAUCCGGAUCGCGACGAGUUAUCUUCUUCAUUUUUAUCACACCUCCCCACACACCUCAUAUCCCCUUCUCUUCAAGUCGCAAUCACUGAAAAGAAAAAAAAAUAAAUAAAUACCAAAAAGAAGAAGAAGAAGAAGAAGAAAAAGAAGUUUUCAAAUUACGAAAAGCAAACAAGUGUGGGAGAAAAAAAGAGAUAAAAAUGGCAGAUGAAGAGCACGCGGAUGCAAUUCCAAGUAUCGUGGAAUUAAACGUUGGUGGUGUUUUUUACACAACGACAUUGUCAACAUUGACAAGUGAAAUUGAUUCGAAUCUAGCGGCAAUAUUCACGGAGAAAUUGAAAUUAAAAAAGGACGCGAAGGGGAAAUAUUUCCUCGAUCGUGACGGUGUUCUAUUUCGUUAUGUAUUGGAUUUCCUGAGGAAUCAGGCACUUGUAUUGCCCGAGGGUUUUCGAGAGCGUGAUAGACUUUUGCAGGAGGCGGAUUUUUAUGGUCUCGAGAGACUGAAGAAGGCUAUUAACGAGCAUGAUGAUUCGGGAUCAACAGUUGUUGCAGCAACAACAACAACAACAGCAGCAGCAGCAACAGCGACAAGUUUGGUAUCAUCAAAACGUGGUUAUAUUACCAUUGGUUAUCGUGGUAGUUUCGCAUUUGGUAGGGAUGGUUUGGCAGAUGUGAAAUUCCGGAAAAUAUCGAGGAUCCUCGUUUGUGGACGUGUGCAAUUAUGUCGCGAUGUUUUCGGUGAAACGUUGAAUGAGAGUCGUGAUCCGGAUCACGGUGUUUCGGAUCGUUAUACGAGUCGGUUUUUCCUCAAGCACAGCUAUAUUGAACAGGCUUUCGAUAUGCUUCAGGAGCAGGGUUUUAAAUUGGUGGCGAGUUGUGGCUCGGGUACUGCCGGUGGCAGUGCUGAACAGUUAAAGCCCGGAGUUGAUUUAGAGGAAAAUCGCUGGAAUCAUUACAACGAGUUUGCCUUUGUUCGAGAUUAAGAGCCGGAGACGAAGAAGGGGGAGCAAAGGGCGAAGGGAAAUGAAAAUAACUAGAGGAAAUAGAGGAAAAGAAAAGGUUUUAAUUUUAAUUCAAAAACAUAAAAAUAAAGGAAAAUAAGAAUUGGAAAUGAAGAAAAAAAGAAGAAAUGGAAACAAUAAAAAUAAAAAAUGAAGGUAAAGAAGAAGAAAAAAUGGAAAUAAAGGAAAAGAGACAAAACUAGUAAAUAAAAGAAAAAAGAACAAGACAAAAAAAAGAAAAGACAAACCGAGUUUGUUUUAGUAAAAUCAACGAUUAUUUUCAUUUUUGUUCUACACUUUCAUAAUCAUCAUCAUCAUUGAAUUUUGAGGAAGAGAAAUUAAAUAAAUUCAAGAAGAGAAAUUAAAUAAAUUCAAGAAGAGAAAUUAAAUAAA
Molecule: messenger RNA, 1586 nt
Organism: Leptopilina heterotoma
Lineage: Eukaryota; Metazoa; Arthropoda; Insecta; Hymenoptera; Figitidae
Gene: Ktl
Product: BTB/POZ domain-containing protein KCTD16
Exons: 1
Coding region: 393-1175 (260 amino acids)
Biological process (GO): protein homooligomerization
Molecular function (GO): protein binding
Source: RefSeq, a predicted model, not a curated record